Molecule: messenger RNA, 644 nt
Organism: Archocentrus centrarchus (flier cichlid)
Lineage: Eukaryota; Metazoa; Chordata; Actinopteri; Cichliformes; Cichlidae
Product: MAGUK p55 subfamily member 4-like
Exons: 3
Coding region: 188-556 (122 amino acids)
Molecular function (GO): protein binding
Source: RefSeq, a predicted model, not a curated record
UGUCAUUUUUUUCAUCCAAUGACUGAGAAGCCACGAGGGUCUGUUGCCUCUGCUUCAACUUGCAGCGCUGCUAUUCAUAUUUAAAGUAGAGUCGUUAACACCUCCCGCCUGCAGGCUCCCCCGUACCUCUAACCCCCGCUGCUUCUACUGGUACGUAAACAACCAUAUCCGUCUCAGGCGAACGCAAAUGCGCUUCCCUGUAAGCUGUCGUUUACUAGCGGCGCCCGCGUCAGUAUACGGGGACGAAAAUCACUCUUUUCGUGCAGUGGUGUGUGUGAUUCCCAUCACAGAAAGGCUGAUCCGCAGUCAGACCACGAUGUAUGUGCGGGCAAUGACCGACCACAGCCCUCAGCAGGACCCGACCAUCCCCUGCGCCCACGCCGGCAUGAUCUUCAGAAGAGGUGACAUCCUGGAGAUCGUGGAUCAGACAGACACUCUGUGGUGGCAGGCAAAGAAACUCCCAAGCAGCACGGCAUGUGCCGGCCUCAUUCCCUCCACCAGCCUGCUCAAACGUCUCCUACAAACCAUCUUUUCGGCCAGACAGAUCCACAGAUGACGCCAUAUCCUUCCUCCUCCACAAGACCCUUUCACACAUAGACACUGGUAAGGGGAACUAUGUGAGAGUGCUGUUUGUAGAUUACAGC